AUCAGAAUUUUAAUUUUUGAAGCAUCAGUAUUUUAAAAAACUUCAAAUACUGUCCAACCUAUUAAGUUUAAAUCUUGAAUUUGCCAUCACCUCCUGUAAUAUAUAGAUUUCUCUCUCUCUUUAAAAACAAGAAUAGCCCACUGCUUUCUCCCAUGCACUGGUCUUGUUCACCUCCAACACUCCUUCCUUGGUGUUUUUUUAAUUUCUUCUUCAUGGCCUCCUUAUCUCUCUGUCCAUAACUUGUCUCUUUCUCUCUUCUUCUCUUCUUUUUAAACUCCCCUCUCUCCCACACUAAAUAACUCAACUCAUUUUCAAGAUUCUAUCUGACAACUCACUUAAUAAACUCUCUCUCAUUUUUCUUCUCUGGCCCUUUUGUUCUUUCUUGAGUUUUGAUUUAAUUUCUUAGUUUCAUAUUACUGACAAAUAUAUAUAUAUAUAUAUAAUGUCAAGCAGAAGAUCACGUUCCAGAAUAAGUGAUGAUCAGAUUGCUGAUCUUGUUUCCAAGUUGCAACAACUUAUUCCUGAAAUUCGCAAUAGGCGUUCUGAUAAGGUUUCAGCUUCAAAAGUUCUGCAAGAGACUUGCAACUAUAUAAGGAAUUUACACAGAGAAGUGGAUGGAUUAAGUGAGAGAUUAUCACAACUUUUGGAAUCAACUGAUAGUGAUAGUGCUCAAGCUGCCAUUAUUAGAAGCUUACUUAUGUAGCUAUUAAUUAAAUAGCUAUAUUUCUACUUCAUUAAAAUUUCUAUUAUUAUUAAGAUAUGGAGCAGCUAUAUUAUUAAUUAGGGUUUUUUGGCCACUAUAGGUCAAAAAUCAAUUUCUAUUUUUGUUUUCAAUUUUGAAUAGUUUUUACUUUUAUCAUGUUGUAUUGUUGAAUCCAUUUUGUUUUAAGUGCUGAUGCUUCUUUGAUUUCAGCCUUUUUUAAGUAUAUAACUAUUCGAGGUAUUUUUAUCGUCCGA
Molecule: messenger RNA, 957 nt
Organism: Capsicum annuum
Lineage: Eukaryota; Viridiplantae; Streptophyta; Magnoliopsida; Solanales; Solanaceae
Product: transcription factor PRE6
Exons: 2
Coding region: 443-703 (86 amino acids)
Biological process (GO): regulation of DNA-templated transcription; regulation of growth
Molecular function (GO): protein dimerization activity
Source: RefSeq, a predicted model, not a curated record